Messenger RNA from Talaromyces amestolkiae, 1203 nucleotides. RefSeq lists its product as uncharacterized. The record is from RefSeq and is a predicted model, not a curated record. NCBI's taxonomy places the organism in Eukaryota, Fungi, Ascomycota, Eurotiomycetes, Eurotiales, Trichocomaceae. Gene Ontology annotation, molecular function: zinc ion binding; 5-methyltetrahydropteroyltriglutamate-homocysteine S-methyltransferase activity. The transcript is spliced from 3 exons. The coding region runs from base 1 to 1203 and encodes 400 amino acids.
AUGGCCCGUCACCAGAACCCACCUUUCCGCGCAGAGCAACUGGGCUCUCUGCUCCGCACAGAGACUCUCGUCAAGAAGCGCGACCUCCUGACCGAGGGCAAAGCCACACGCGAAGAAUUGAUCCCCAUCGAGGAUCAGGAUAUCAAGGACAUUGUCGCAAAGCAGCAAGAGCUCGGUUUCCACGCUAUUACUGAUGGCGAAUAUCGACGACACAUGUUCUGGGGCUCCUUUUUCCCCAACCUCGAGGGCUUCACACAAAUCAUGACCCCCUCCGCAGAUAUGUUCCGUCUGUACAUGCCCGACAUCGCCGCAUUCGUAGAAGAAAAAGUCGAGCCCGGCGAGACAGUUGUCUGUGACGGUAAAAUCAAGCAUGUCGGAAGCAGCUACGUUGAAGAUUUCAAGUACCUCGCAGGGUUGGUCAAGCCUGAGGAAGUGAAAAACAUCAAGAUUACGCUUGCGGCUCCCAAUUGGUAUCAUUUACGAUACAAGGAAGGAUAUGCUUAUAGUAAGGAUGCGUAUUCUUCUGAUGAAGAAUAUUUUGGCGAUAUUGCGAAGGCGUAUCAGGAGGAGUUGAGAAUUUUGUACGAGGCGGGCUGCAGGAAUGUGCAGUACGAUGAUCCCAACCUUGCUUAUUUCUGCUCCGAAAAAAUGAUCGAGGGCUGGAACGCCGACCCCCUCAACAAAGGCACAACCGACGACCUCCUCGACAAAUACAUCAAACUCUACAACGACUGCAUCGCCAAGCGUCCCGCCGAUUUGCACGUUGGCGUGCACCUGUGCCGCGGCAACUUCCACAACUCCCGCCACUUCUCUGAAGGAGGCUAUGACCGCAUCGCCGUCAAGCUCUUUAAGGAGUUGAACGUCGACACCUACUAUCUUGAAUACGACACUCCCCGCGCUGGAGGCUUCGAGCCUCUCAAGGAACUGCCUGUGACCAAGAACGUGAUCCUGGGAGUCGUGACCUCCAAAUUCGAUGAUAUGGAGGACAAGGAAGAAAUGAAGAAACGCAUUCUUGACGCUGCCGAAUUCAUUGCAAAGGGCAACAACAUCAGUGUUCAGGAAGCGCUGAAGCAGUGCGGUGUAAGCCCGCAGUGCGGAUUCGSGAGCCACCACGGCGGAAAUGCGAUUAGUCGGGAGGGAAUGUUUAAGAAGUUGAAGCUUGUGCGUGAGAUUGCGAAUGAGAUUUGGCCUAAUGAGCCUUAA